AUGUCAAGUAAUAGCUACAAGAAAGUUGGAUUAGAACUAGCUGCUGCAUUAUGCGUUAAUAAAGCUAUGACAAGAUUGAAUAUUGCUUAUUGUGGUGUACAAGAUGAAGAUACUAUAACAAAAUUAAAACUUUCAACUGGUCAGAUUGGACCAAAUGCAGUACAGUAUUUUGUAAAAGCAUUCAAAUAUAAUAAAACGGUUACGUCAUUUGACAUGGUAUUUGAUCCGAUGCAAGACGAUGAUUGGAAUUGUUUAGCAGAUUUAUUAAAAGUGAACGAAACACUCACUUCACUAAAAGUACUUGUUUCUGAUACAAAAGAAAGAGAAUUUCAACACUUGGUCAAUGCAUUAUCAGAAAAUAAAACACUCACUUCAAUCAAUUGCUGGAGCACGAACAAACCAUUUCCAGGACUUAAAUGUUUUGCAGAUAUAUUACCUGAUAAUACGACACUUACGACUCUUGAUCUUGAAUCAAAUGAUGUUGAUGAUAAAGGAGUAAAGUUCUUGGCUGAUGCGUUAAAAACGAAUAAAGUAUGGUAUUUAUUAAGUUUACCUCAUGAACAAUUUUAA
Molecule: messenger RNA, 570 nt
Organism: Rotaria sp. Silwood1
Lineage: Eukaryota; Metazoa; Rotifera; Eurotatoria; Philodinida; Philodinidae
Source: the annotation of a GenBank genome assembly